AACUCGGUUGAUCUUGUCGAUCCGUCUUCUAUUUCGAUGGCUGUGCUUUUGUGUUUGCUUGUGCUGCAGGGAUGGACGUGGUUCGUCAGCUGCCGCCCGGUGUGUUCGGAGGGAACAUGGAGAAAAGUACAAAAAGCUUCGUGAGCCGACUACAUCCCAUCGCCCUCUCGUUAAUUGCUGGUUCUCAGACCAGCCUGCAAAAGCGACUUUUUCUUCCAAAACUUGGAUCGAAUUUUAUCAACUCUUCGGACCAAAGCCCACCACCAAAAAAAGAUGCUCAUCUCGCGCCUCCUCGCACUCCUUGCCACCGUCUCUUUGGCGGCCGCGCAGGAUGCUCCCUACACCGGCCCAUGCUCCGAGACCAAUUGCGGAGCUGACGGCCAGGACUGCUCAAAACGCGGCUACCUCUGCGUGCCGUACCCACACAUGGACCUGGAGCUGAGGAAGGGCUGCACCUGCUCUGCCGCUAACCUGGGCCAAGUCCCGGGUGGUGUACAUGAAAUGAACCUGAGCGUGGCCCUAGAGACGACGUUCUUGACCGAAACGUUGACGGAUGGAGCUACAUCCAAGUCGCCAACAUGGUUACACAAUUUCGUCGUCGGCACCGAUCAGUGGUCUCGGGCCGCAGCAAGACUUGGCGUGCUGGGCCGCAAUCGUUGCCCAAGUGGUGGAAGCCAUGUGAGAAACAUAAUGAAACAACAUGGUGCUGAGGAUGCGGUCUUGUAUCCCCGAACCAAUCCGCUGAAAGUCCCCUGUAUGACUUGCCGCACGCACCAAUCGAGUUCAAAUGAAGCAAGGCCAGAGACUGCAGUCUGGCCGUCACAGAUCACUACGCCACUUUCCAAUGUUAUCAGAAAGCUGGCACUGAAGGCAUUAACAUCAGCCAUGGUGCCCUCAUUAACACACCACAAACCCAUGACUGUCAGUUUUGUCUUUCUACUUGUGAUCUUGCAAGAUGAAUGGCAAGGGAAUAUCAUGUUUGGAAUUGAUAUCCUGGGCGACAACUGCAGAUGCAGGCCGCCACCCAAUGCCAACCAGCACACAACCUCCAUCAGCGGCGCGCAAUACUCAACUACUCAACCAUCUACACCACCCCAUCCGACACCCGCACCCAUAAUCGACCCUAGGCAGCUGAAAAAGAGACACAGCACCGGAUCCGAGGCCUGCGGCUACCGCACCGAUGCACAAUGUAAGACUUGUUCGAACGUUCCCCCUCUCCAGCUGACACCUCACCGCAAAGUCCGCCCCUUUGCAUGCGGCUCCGGCCUGACGUGCACAAACUCCAAGAACCUGCGGCGGACGCAAGCCACGCGGAGGACACGGGUGGAGAAGGAGUGCAUCGGCUGGCCGAUCGACCCGCACUCGACGCCGGAGACCGGAUCUGGAUGUGCACACCGCGCUGCGAACGGGACCGGAUGCGAUGCGCAGCCCGCCGCCCGUUCCUUGCAAGCCACCAAGGUCAGCGCCUCUGUGCGAGCUGUCAGGGCAUGGGGUCUAUGCUGUGGCAUUUCCGGGGACUUUGACGGUGGAGAAAAAGAGGAGACGGGUUUGAGCGGCGGUUACUAG
Messenger RNA from Pyricularia oryzae 70-15, 1566 nucleotides. RefSeq lists its product as uncharacterized. NCBI's taxonomy places the organism in Eukaryota, Fungi, Ascomycota, Sordariomycetes, Magnaporthales, Pyriculariaceae. The transcript is spliced from 5 exons. Bases 274 to 1566 code for a protein of 430 amino acids. The record is from RefSeq and is a predicted model, not a curated record.